CGGCUGUGAAUCGUGUUUCCAGGGUCAGGACGUUCAGUGGCCUGUGUGGUGCUGCUGUUUUAGCGGCAGUUUUAGAGGGAUGGGGAUGAAUCUCUGAGUUUUCCUGCGGGUUUAUGUUUGAGCUGGAAGUCAGCUAUGGUGUCGGUGAGGCGUUCUGAAAGCCGUGCCUUUUGGACAAAUGAAUGCGGUGCUUGGAUUUUAACACAAAGCCUCAUGAGGAGUUAAUGUAGCUCGACUCGGGAAUCAUUUUCCCCUUCCUUUAGUUUAGUUUAGCCAUACAGCUUGCCUUCCCCCGCCGAGUUUUUUCUCUUUUUAUGCCAGUUCAAUAAUCUUUUAAGAUGAAGAGGGUAAACAGUUUCCAAAGAUUCAUGAACGGCAGAGCUGCUGCGAACCGCCGCUAUCAGCCCACAUGCUAUGAACAUGCAGCCAACUGCUACACCCAUGCGCUCCUGAUUGUGCCUGCGAUCGUGGGCAUGGCUCUGCUCCACCGGCUAUCAGACGACCGCUGGGAGCGAAUUACAGCGUGGGUUUAUGGCAUGGGCCUCUGUGCGCUCUUCCUCAUCUCCACCGCCUUCCACAUCAUCACCUGGAAAAAGAGCCACAUGAGGACCAUGGAGCACUGCUUUCACAUGUGUGACCGAGUUGUCAUCUACUUUUUCAUCGCUGCCUCCUACACACCAUGGUUAAAUCUGAGGGAACUGGGGCCUCUCGCUUCUCACAUGCGCUGGUUUGUCUGGCUCAUGGCUGCCGCAGGAACAAUAUACGUCUUCAACUACCACGAGAAGUAUAAACUUAUUGAACUGGCCUUCUACUUGACUAUGGGCUUUUUCCCAGCACUGGUGGUGACCUCAAUGAAUAAUACAGAUGGUCUGUAUGAGUUGGCCUUUGGGGGUGUGAUCUACUGCCUGGGCGUGGUCUUCUUCAAGUCAGAUGGCGUCAUCCCGUUCGCUCACGCUAUUUGGCAUGUGUUUGUUGCCAUGGCUGCGGCCGUGCAUUAUUACGCCAUCUGGAAAUACCUCUACAGGAGCUCACCCAGCGACGACCUCAAGGAUGCCUGAACCCUCACCUUUCGCCCAACAUGCAUACAAGCUGAUCUCAUCCUUCAACUCUUGUCUUUCUCAAUGGGGAAAAGGUUUUUUCUGCUAGGCUCUUUUUCCACAACAUUUGUACAAUUCACUAACAUCAGGUGUGCUAACAUAAGCUACCGAAGUUUACGACUACGACCGUGUAUUGUUUACUGUUUUCUAACAAGCUGGAGAACAGUGUAAUUGUGUGUAUGCAUGUGUGACUGCACACGCUUCACUCGCGGCUACAGACGCCCCACGCAGCUCAUGUCUGUUUCUGUAACAAACGAUGAAAGUAAAACCUCUUCUUUUCCUUUUUGACCAGUAUUUUUGCACAGCUCACUGCAAACUGAGGCCGGACGUUAACGUCAUUUCUGUACUGUCUUUUUAUUUUUAUUUUUAACGCUCAUUGUUACUGUUACUUUGUUUUGGAGCAAUUGCACACAUACACAUUCCACCUUUGCUUGUUUCGGUUUUCAUCAGCUGUAAUCUCGUACUGUCAGGUUUUUUGGAACAGUGCAUCAGGGUGUACUUUUGCAUCAAAGCAAACAUUUUUUCCACUUUUUCACAUAUACAAUACUUAACUCAUGGACUUUUCUGUUUUCUUUCCAACAAGGUUGUUCCACUGUGUUGUAAUGUAAUAUAUUCAGCAGUAUUUGAAAGUGCUGUCUUUUCCAGAAACAAGCACUUUUGUAACAUAAAGAACCACUUAUAUUUGAUACUCCAUGUUUUUGUUUUUCUCGAGUAGUUAGUUCGGUAGCUAAUCCCAAGGGAGACCUGUUGUUACUGUAAGUGGUCCUGAAGAAACUGUACUGUAUCUGUACCUGGAGGGUAGAAGUGUGAAGACAGUGGACAAUGACUUAUGAGCAGUCAGCAUUUCUAGUGGAAAGUUUCUGAGAGCACUGUGAACACAAACGUGUCUUGAUAUGAGGGGGAGUUCCCAAGCAGAAUUUCUUAAAGAGGAAUGCCACCAAUAAUUAAGAUGUAAACAAAGUCAUUUAGAGUGGUUUGAUGUGAAAUGGUUAAUUGUAGAAACUUACUGACUUGGGUUUCUUUACAGUGGUGGUGAUGGGAAUCAGUGGUCAUGAUGUUUACAACUCAAAUAUAGCCAUCUUAUUUACUAUCCAAAAUGACCAGUGAACCUACAUGUCUUCUGAAAAUGAAUCAGGGAUGGGAGAUCAAGGUGACCUGCCAUCACAUUGUUCAUGUUACCAAACUGUUUAUAUAUGCAGUAUGAACUGUCAGUGUUGUUGAAAAGCACAAUGAGUUUGAGUUUAUUCUUGGGCGUUAUAGAGUACCACUUUUAUUUUCUGUGCAAGUGCAUUUUCCCAGGUUAAUUAUGUGUUGAUUUACAGUGAUGUAAAAAUCAGUUCUACUAAGCUUGUUUAUUCAUGAAAUUCAGCAACUGCUGCUGAGAAUUUGCAUUAAAAAGUUAAACAAGACAAAUGUUAUUAUAAGUAGUAUGAACAUAAUUAAAACGCAAGCUAAUUUCAACAUCACAAGUAUGAUCAGUUGAAUUGUAUCCAGAAACAUCAGAGGUGCAAGAAUUCUGAUUGGUGCAAAUGGAAUCUAAUAUGUGAUGAUGUACAGAACCUGCUUUGAACGCAAGGGUUUCAAAAGAGUCAAAACACUCAGGAUUGUCUACCAUCACUAUUAAAUCUGAAAAAAUCAUUUUUUUAUUAGGGACUAUUUUCCUUUACAACGCCCUGCAUGUAUCUCUCCGCCCUGCACGUCUUUUAAAGACAUAUUUUAGUCCAAAAGCUUUUCAUAUGACAGACAUCAGGAAAUUGAUACGUAUUUAUAUCCAUUUCAUGUAAUAACGUUCUGUGAUGUAGCUUUCCGAGGCAUUAAAUGUUUCAGACGUCUGGUUCCUAUUGCCACCGCUAUGAACAGUUAUGUCUUAAAUCUCUCUAGAACAGCUCAUUUCACAUUUAAACCUCUCUGAAAGACUUUGUUUAGCUCUUAACUGCUGAAUUACGCAAAAGUUUUGAAAAAUCUUUGGUAUUACUUAAGCUAAUAUUAAGAACAAUAAAGGAAAUCAAAAAGCAUUUUGUUGAUAUUGGUGGCUUCUGUAUCUUAUGUAGUUAGCUGCAUUCAAAUGUUUGAAUAAGCUUGUCCAAUAGAAGAAAAUCAUAAACAGUGGGUCUUAUUCACCAAUAUCUUUCUACGUUUUUUCUUAAAUUUGUUCUUGAGAAAGGUCCUAAGAAAAAGUCUACACCAGAUUCAUGACUUGUUUUUAAAGUGCAGAAUUGUUUACACCUUUGUGCUCUUGAGUGUGUGUAGAUUCUGUUCUUACCUAAGAACAAAUAAGAAAAUACUGGUAAAUGUCAGAAUCUUUGUAAAACUGUGUAAGUGGGUUUCAAGAAGAAAUUUCUUCUUAAGAACGGUUGGUGAAUGAGGCCCAUUCUUAGUGGACAGUGCUCACUAAUUCAGCUUGUUGAACGGUCUUGCUUUGUGAAACGCCCCCCAGAGGCAGUGAAUCAUGUGUUUUUCUUAUAUUAGCCUGUUCCCCAAAAGCAUUUUAAACCUCAAGAUCAUUGCAGCUGCCGCAGAGGGACUCAGAUAGCCCAGAUGAUAUUCCUAUUCCUACCUAGCUCUUUGGGGAACCUGAAGCGUUUUCUGUAUUGCUACAGUGCAGUGACCACUGUAUUGCUGUUUGAUUUCCACUUAGAACCUGAUCGUGAAGGAGUUAUUGAGACAGUAUUUCUUCCCUUUUCUGUCCUAAUGUGGAGGUUUUUAGCUCUGAUAAAUCAGCCAGAACUCACUUCGACCCAUUCAUACUGUUCAGUGUGCCAUUCACGAAACAAAAACCAAGUUGCUUUUGGACUGCACUUCCCAUCAUUGUUUCCUCUGCUGUGCGCGUUAAAAAGAAUCGUGGGAAAUGGAGUACUCUGAGAUAAGCUGCUCUUUUUUUGUAUGAGUAUUUUCAUUCCAAAGAAAUCUUCUGGAUUUGCUUCCAUGUACCUUGCUGAAUAUAGCUGGCUGUACUUCUGAUGGCUUAGCUUGGCUGUAUAAUUAACUUUAAAAUCACCGCAUGGAUCUUUACGGACUUAAGCCAGCUUUAAAUGAGCGUGUUUGAAAGCUUGUGCUUCUGCAUUAAGAUAAUUUCACUGUGGUUGGAAAAUAGUGAGCUCAGUUAUCGUUUUAGACUGUGUUUGUGAACAAGACUGAUCCAGUUUUGAUAACUCUUCGUAGGCUGGAACUAGCAGGAUCCCUUGACUUUUGUAAUAUUUGUAUACUCUUGUUCUGGCACAUAACGUCUGUACCGGCCUUUUCAAAACAAGAAAGAGAGAAUCCUUCCUGCACUGCUAGUUCCUUAUUCUCUUAAUCCAUUCAGUGUUUGGUGCUGUACAUGACAAAUAUUUGUGUCCAAUUCUUAACGAGUUUCUAAAUUAUUAAUAAACGAUAACAGCUUUAA
Messenger RNA from Colossoma macropomum (tambaqui), 4482 nucleotides. It is a transcript of the gene mmd, whose product is annotated as monocyte to macrophage differentiation-associated. The transcript is spliced from 7 exons. The record is from RefSeq and is a predicted model, not a curated record. NCBI's taxonomy places the organism in Eukaryota, Metazoa, Chordata, Actinopteri, Characiformes, Serrasalmidae. The coding region runs from base 339 to 1058 and encodes 239 amino acids. Gene Ontology annotation, molecular function: pore-forming activity. Gene Ontology annotation, cellular component: membrane.